Messenger RNA from Trypanosoma grayi, 425 nucleotides. RefSeq lists its product as hypothetical. Lineage: Eukaryota; Euglenozoa; Kinetoplastea; Trypanosomatida; Trypanosomatidae. The annotation marks the transcript as partial. The transcript has a single exon. The record is from RefSeq and is a predicted model, not a curated record.
AUGAGUGCACGUCGCAGUCGUUCCAAGACGCUUACGUUCGUGGAUGAUGUUAACAACAACAACAACAGCGCCGGUGUGGCGGAGGGCGCUGCUGGUAGUGAGCCGAAGAUGGUCAAUUCCAACGGCAGCCCAGUGGAGAUGAGCCCGGCGAACAAGUCGCUGUACCUGAGCGUCGCCACCUCCCGCGCCUUUCCGUACGUUGCACGCUGGCUGCGCGAGAAGUCGACUGAGAUGCGGGGGACGGCCGCCGCGCUGCAGCAGGAGUGUGACAGCGCGCUGCGGCGCGAGCUGGAGCAGCUGCACAAAACAGUUGUCGACGCGCGCGCCACGACUGAGCAGGAGCGGGCGAAGAUGCUGCUGCGGCUGCAGGAGCUGCACGCGGUGCGGCGCCACCAGACGUCUGCGGGGGAGGCGUGGCUCGCCGG